Moneuplotes crassus is the source of this 4478-nucleotide messenger RNA. Lineage: Eukaryota; Ciliophora; Spirotrichea; Euplotida; Euplotidae. The record is from the annotation of a GenBank genome assembly.
UGGAUUCACAGUAAGUAUUUGGCUUUGCUACUACUAAUACCCAAAUGACACAUCAUCAUGCACCUAAAACUAGGACAAAGCUCUAAUGAUUAUAGUCUAAAACCUUUAAAUAUAGAUUUAGUGAACUAUCAUCAGUCAAUGUGAACUUAGAGCUGGCAGAAACGCAGCUAAUAUUAGCAUUGACAAGGCAUGAAUCUAGUCAUGAAAAUGAAUUAUUAUCGUUUAGAUGGAAGUGAAAGUGAUAAGGAUGAAAGUAGCUCUUUACAUCAAGAAGGAAAUAUUCGGUCUGGAUCUCAAUACCUUAGUCCCCAGAAGACCUUGAGCAUAAGCGCAAAGGAAGAUAUUUCAGAAAUACUUCAUAGGUUAGAUGCAAAACACUUCGAUGAUAAAUCAGUGUUACACUUCAUUUUUCUAAUUCUAGCAAUUGAAAACUCUGUAGAGCUAUCAGAACUCGCUAAUGAAUCUUGAAAUAAUCUAAAAUCGCACAAUCAUCUUGGAAAGAACAUCACUACAGCUAGAAAGUAUCUCUUCUCUCACAUUGAAAUCUCAGACAGAGCUGUAGAAUAUUGUAUGGAAGCUAAUAGUCCUGAAGCUAUGGCUUAUUUGUUAAGAAAUUUGGAAUUCCUCUCCAUAACUCCGACAGUUAGAUACACAUACGUCAGAAGAAUGGCCAUAAAUUAUUCUAUAACUAAGGAUGUGAUUGAGCAGAUAGUCCAGAACAAAGUCCAUGUCAAAGAUCUCCAUAUCAUGAAGGAUGAAGGACUUGAUGGCCCAUUAGGUGAUUAUUCUAAAAUUAAAUCUGCAUCAAGUAUUGUCUCUAUUCAGCAAAAAUCUGAAUUACCAUUGGAAGCCAUUAAUGAAGAAUCUGAUAGUGAGGAGUCAAAAGAAGAGGGAAGAUAUCCUACCAACUUUCAAAGAGCAACAGAAGAAAGGAUGGAGUCUAAAAGCUCGAGAGCUCUGAUGAUUCUUCAGAGUAAAGACCUUCCUCCUCCUCAAACAUCAUCUUGUGUGUUCCUUGAGAUCGAAGUUAUUUUAGAAGUCAUCUUUAGAUCAGGGCAAUUUACUUUUGAUGAAGAGUUCGAAAUUCUUGCCAACUUCUUUGGUGAUUUCAGUCAGCUACAAGCGUCUAAUAAAAACAUGCUUGUUCGCUUGUUGAUUACUUAUGAAAAGAUUGACCUGAUUCAUAAAAUCUUGGAGAUCUUUCAAAGUAUGAACAUCAAAAGAGCUCAAGACUUUGGAUACAAAGGAAUUAUCUCAUUGAGUCUAUCAACAAUAUCGAAAGCAUUUGAGAGCCCAGAAACUGUGAUAAGAGGCUUUGUACUUGAAUUGGUGUUCACAAUCAUUGAUUUUGGAAACAUUUUCUUCCUCGAAGACAUCGUACGAGGCUUUAGAAGCUUGAUUGAAAACAAUACCAUCCCAAUUGUGAACAGAAUCGUACUAUCCAUUGAAAAAAAAUACGAAAGUAAUGAGCCUAUUAUUUUUGCAGAUUAUUACUUCAGCAGUAUUCUUACUCUCUGUGAAAUUGGAGUUGCUGAUAUGAAGACUAUUCAGGACCUCAUGAGUGUGAUGAGAAAGCUCCUUAAGCAGGAUCCGAAGUUAAAUUUCCUCGCUAAUUGUUACAAUCCAAUUAAGAUAUUUAUCGAUAUAGCCAGGAUGCUUAGGAGGAUCAAUGAAAUUUUUCAUAAUUUUGAGGAAGAAGUCAAGAAUCUGACUUCAGAAUUUGAGGGAGUUAUUAUCAAAAUAAUCAACGAGAGAGAAAGCUCUGAUCAUCUCAGGAAUUGGCUUUAUGAGGACUAUAACUCAUCCUUUAAGAUAGUAGACUACAUAGCCUACUUUGAGUUCUUGAAUAUUCUCAACCAUCCAAAAAUGAUUAAGACAGUUGAGCAAAUGUGGAUGGGCAAGUACGAUCUAAACACUUUCUCUCGUGCUGAUAUAAACUACUUUUUGCCUUUUAGAAACGAAACAGUUUCUCCAAACUAUGGCAUAACUGGUGAAGAAAGCUUAGCAAUCAUGAGACCUGGCCACUGGUUCGGGUUUUACAAGUAUCCGAUAUGGAGCAUUGGCAUUAAAAUUAAGCAGCUGUGUGAUGAAUGGCACCAACAAAAAACAGGCACUGAAAAAGUUCUUCUGAAAGGAGCAAGAUGGGGAUUCUCCUUCUUUAAGGACUCAAUGUACUUUUAUUACAAUGUGGUAUUUUUCAUAGAUCUGAUUCUUGGACUGACUAUAGCAUUAAUCUUCGGUCUGGUAAUCUAUGAGCAAGCAAAUUUGAUUAAAACCUUUGAAAACCAAAUUGAAAGCCAGACUGAUCCAUUGUCAAUAGAGGAAGGGUAUGCCACUCUCGAAGGCGAAGGCCAAAGAUGGAGAGAUUACUAUAUUAUAUUCAUCUUAUUCUCUGCAGUUUUUAACGUGAACUUUGUACAAGAUAUCUUGAUUUAUAUAUCAUUCUUCAUAAGAAAGAUAGACAGAAAGAAUCUGAGCACUGUGUUUAAAUGGAUCACUGUAGCAGACACAACUUGAAUCAUCUUUUCUUAUAUACUUUACAUAGAGUUUUCUAGAGUUUAUAGCAAAGAUCGAGAUGAGUACAGAGUGGAAGAGCGAAAUUACAGAAUGAUGAUUGACUCAAAAGAUGGAAAUUUUGAUCCAUUUUCACUUAUGAUUGGCAUUGUUUGUUGUAUCAGUAUCCGCAUUCUGCUAAACCUUGUUUACAAUACUCUGUUUGGAUCAUUUGUUCAAAUAGUUAUCCAGAUGGCUCAAGACUCAUUCAUCUUUCUAUGUAUUUACACCAUUGUGAUCAUAGUAUUUUCUCUGAUUGGUUCUGCUUUAUUCUAUGACCUGAAAGAGUUCAAGAACUUUAUUGAAGCAUUUAUUCAUCUUUACGAGUCAGCUUUGGGGGCAUUUGACUAUGAUAUCUUUGAAAAUGCAGGAGAGACAAAUCCAUUCAUUGGUAAAUUAUUCAUGGGCCUUUAUUUACUGAUUUCAGCAAUUCUGCUGCUUAACUUCUUGAUUGCUAUUAUGGCAGACACUUAUGCAGCAUUCAAGAAUUACAGUCUUGGUAUGAAGAUGGCUCAGGUUAUUAAGAUUAGGCCAAUUUAUGAUGAUCAUCCACAAUUCUCUUGUCUUGUAAAGAGUCUUCCUAUUCUGAACUUCAUCGUUCUUAUCAUGCUUCCGUUCAUUAUUAUAUGAAGAUCAACAACUCUUAACAAUGUGAUUCUCAGAAUAGAGUUUCUAGCAUUCCAAUUCUUCAUGAAAUCACUAUGACUACUGAUAGGUUUCAUGCUUCUUCCUAUUUUAGGUGUCUAUCUCCUGGUCGAAAAGUUAAGAAGUAUAUGAUUCUCUAAGAGAAGAAAAGUAUGAUUCAUUUGGGCGGUUAUUGACUUUAUAAUCUUAGUCCCUCUCAACCUGUUCAAUGCCGCUUAUAUCUUGCUUUAUUGGUUAAUUGUGUCUACUCUUCAUGAGAACUUGAGUAAGAACAUUCUGAAAGUAACUGAAAUAUUCCAAGAAGACUUUAUUAAUAUCAAUAAAAUAUGAGAUAAGUCAUACGGAGAUGAGAAUGAUGAUGAUGAUCACAAUAAUGAUCUCUAUUUAUUCAAAAAGUCAUUAGGAACCGAACUUAAGAUCGAGUAUAAUCCUUCUAACAUGAUGCUUGCUGAAACUACUGUCUCUAUCUUAGUUGCUGUGCUUAAGGAGUCUGAGGACGAUGCGAGAAAUCUGGGAAAGAAUUACAUCCCCACUGCGUAUAUCAUCAAAAAUUUGAGGAAAUAUAUGUUCGUUGACACAAUUUUGUCCACUCUUAUUUAUCAAAUUGAUGCCAAAAGAAAUGAGCUGGCUAAUUGUAAAGAACUUGAAGACCUAGUAGAUCUCCUUGUUGACAGAUCUAUUGGAGGAAUCUACAAGAAAGGUGUUGCUGAUGAAUACCCAGAUUACAUAGAGGAAGAUGGUGAUAAUCUGAUCCUUAAAACUUCCCUAAUUCUUAGCCAUGGGCAAAGAAAAGAGUUUUGGAAGGAAAGGAUAUUCAAAUUUUUCACUUACAGCAAUAAACAAUGGCUUCUUGAUCAAUUUAAAUAUUGUAAACUCUUUCUUGAGGCGAAUUCGUAUUCUGAGAAGCCAGGAAAUAUUCCAAAAAGCCUCAUGAAGUUAGGGCCAUAUAUCUUCCAAGUCAUUAGUAGAGCCAAAAAGACAAGGACCAUGUUUUUGGCUGGAGAUAGAUGGAAUGAAGCUCCCAAUGCACAGUUAGAUUCUAACAAAACUGGCAAAACCACUGUUUCACUUCUGAACAUUCCAGCCCUUUUAAAUGGCAUUGUAAAUUUUGAAAAAUUCUGUCGCUCUAUCUGCCUAUUCAAGACUAAGAAUGGAAAAAUUGAAAUUGAUCUUGAAAGUCAGAUAUAUAGAGAUCUUGCUUUGAAAAACCAGCAAGUGUUCAAGCAGUUCAUUAGCUCCAACUUCAGUACUAAUUAUGCAGCAGUAAUGACAGAGUAAGC